Messenger RNA from Talaromyces marneffei, 2412 nucleotides. RefSeq lists its product as uncharacterized. The coding region runs from base 1 to 2412 and encodes 803 amino acids. Gene Ontology annotation, biological process: DNA-templated transcription; regulation of transcription by RNA polymerase II. Gene Ontology annotation, cellular component: chromatin. The transcript has 6 exons. The record is from RefSeq and is a predicted model, not a curated record. Gene Ontology annotation, molecular function: RNA polymerase II cis-regulatory region sequence-specific DNA binding; DNA-binding transcription factor activity, RNA polymerase II-specific; zinc ion binding. Lineage: Eukaryota; Fungi; Ascomycota; Eurotiomycetes; Eurotiales; Trichocomaceae.
AUGAGAAAUCACGACCCAGUGUCUCGGAAGUGCGAAAAAUGUACUCGGGUUUUCUCCAAGGUUGAGCAUUUGAGACGCCACCAACGUUCCCAUACGGGUGAACGGCCACACAAAUGUAAAACUUGUGGUCGCGCAUAUGCACGAAGUGAUGUAUUGACGCGCCACGUGCGAAAUCACCACCCUUCUGCGGAACCAUUCACAACAAAAACAAGCAAACAAAUUUCGGCCAAAGAAAAUGAUGGACUCACGCCUCAAAUCGAGGGCGGCAAUGAAUCGCAAGACCAAGAAACGACCUCACCCACGUCACUGGAUGGUAGGACGCAAGCAAGACAUGACUUCCCUCAACAGCUGAAUCCAAGUUUGACGGAAGGAUCUACAGCGAGCCCUCACAAUCCCGCGUUUGAGAGUGAUCUGCCGCCAAAUCUCAACUUCUCGUGGACCGCUCGGCCAUUCGAAGCUCUACCUUUAGAUGUAGGCGAUCAAAUAUCUCCUUCUGCUCGCCCUCCGAGCAACGGAUUUGACAGCGCCAUUGAUGCAUCUCUGGGUUUCGAUUCCCUAGUCGGGCCGCCAUUCGACUUUUCAAACACUGCAGAGGCGUGUAACACAGCGAUAUUAGAAGACCUGUUUUUAGAGAUUUUGUCAUCCGGACAUCCAUCCCGUCCGUCUGGUCGUAAACGAAGCAUUUCGUACGGACAGCUCGAGCAGGUACGACGUUUGUGGCCGACAAGACGCCGCUCCCAGGCCCCAACUGAUCCCGGUGUCAUUUGGGACGAUAUCAUUCUUCACGACGAAGACAAUCUUUUUUCUUCGAGGUCGCUUGACACCCCAUCUGAACCCUCCGAUCCCUCCGACCCGACCCCCCUCAAUUCGACCUGGGGUUUAACGAAGGGGUGUCGUAACCGGUUGCUGAACGAUUGCGUUAAUAACUACGUGUCCAACCCACUAAAUCCAUCUCUGAUCAAUGGGUUUAGGCAAUCGGUAGACCUGCCGGAGGUAGACAUUCUAGACCUCUGUUUGGACUUGUAUUUUUACAAUUUGCACCCGCUGCUACCCUUUGUUCACGCACCCACCUUUAAUGCUUCGAAGACUCCUACUAUCUUGCUUUUCCCCAUGUGUUUGCUGGGAUUCAUGAUGUUCAACCGACCGGCUGCCCAGGUGGUGCUUAACAGGUAUCUUCUGGGAGCAAUGAGUCAAUGCAGAGCAAAAGCUGUGUCAUAUCGUUUACGUCAAUGCGUUGCACCAGAUUUGUUCCUAGUACUGGCUGCCGGCUGCUUGCUACUUUUUGUCGCUUCAUCAGUUGCCGAGGUUGCUUUCGAGGAGCAGCGACAUAAGUUAUUGAUUGCAACUUUAGUACUGUCAGACUCAUAUUCAUCACAUAUGCUGGGUGUCACACCAGUUCUAGACCCGGAGAUUAUCCAUAUGCCAUUUUUGAGCGGCGACGCAUUGUUCGAAGCUCGCGCGGCCGAGAAGUGGAAGCAAAAACUCGCUGGUCGUGAUCCGUGGGAUCCCUCGCAUGCGUUGAGUCUAGAUGUUCGUUCCCCAAGCAUAGAAACCAGUUCAUUUGGUGUUAUUAUAGCUCUAGCCAAAGUUUGGCUGCGCAUCUCAACCCGUUCCCGGCUUCUCAGGGGGUCUCGUAAUGCGGACACACCGGAGUCCUCAUCGAUUACACUGGUGGAUAUUGCCGCUCAUGAUGAGGGAGCCAGGUUCGCGAUUCACGAAUUGCUGUUGGCAUACGACAUAUUCCGUCCCGAGCUUCAACACGGGAAUACCAACAGCGUCGUCAUGUGGAAUUUACUAGGUCUUUGCGUGACUUGCAACUUAUAUACCAUUGAGCUUGCAGCAGGCCGACAUGGUCCUGCGGUAGCUCAAGAUGCUUUGGAAGCAGUCACUAGUUGGGCACAAACCGCAACGGCUCGACGCGCUUGUCUGCAUGCCGCACAGAUAUUCAUUAUUCUUCACAAUCAAAGACGUUCCGAUGGUAUCAUGCUCCAUUCUGAAAUGGCACUGUUCACUGCAGCCCUAGUGAUGGGUUUCUAUGCGUUGGUCGCCCCCAAUGCUACUGCUGCAUCUAAUACGAAUGAGAGCUCUUCGUCUUUACCGGUUGUUGACUUGCUUGAAGAAAUUGAUUGGACUCAGAUAGGGAGUGAAGGGCUGGGUCUUCAUACUGGACCGACGCCACUCCCGGCACCUACUAAUCCAGCUGUCCAGUUUAUUCGUAAUGGAGGCCCGAUUUCUUUCGCAGGAGUGCAGUAUGCUGAUUCGUAUGGCAUGGCACGGCGGAUAUUCAUGUAUUAUGGUGCACAACUAUCGGAAGUUGGACGCUGGAACAUCGAGGAGUAUUGUCAUGUACUAAAAAUCAUUGGGGAUACCACAAUUCCGGCGCCUUUCCCACAAGAUCAGACAGUUCAUUGA